Messenger RNA from Trichosurus vulpecula (common brushtail), 2260 nucleotides. RefSeq names its product tRNA methyltransferase 10C, mitochondrial RNase P subunit (gene TRMT10C). The coding region runs from base 279 to 1694 and encodes 471 amino acids. The transcript has 3 exons. Lineage: Eukaryota; Metazoa; Chordata; Mammalia; Diprotodontia; Phalangeridae. The record is from RefSeq and is a predicted model, not a curated record. Gene Ontology annotation, cellular component: nucleoplasm; nucleus; mitochondrion. Gene Ontology annotation, molecular function: tRNA binding. Gene Ontology annotation, biological process: mitochondrial tRNA 5'-end processing; positive regulation of mitochondrial translation.
GCUGCGUGGCGUGGGUCGCGAGGCGGUACUUUUGGUCCCGCGCUUACGUGACCUUGGAACGAUUUCCGGGACGGAUCCGGCGAGAGUUCACCACGCUGUCUCUGAGGUGUGGGUCAUCACCAAGAAAACUACACGUGUGUUUGAAGUUUAGGGGUUUGCUGAGAGAUGGAGUGGUGAUGCCAUUAAAGUGAAAUGUAUUGUACUUUUCUGACCUACAUCCCUUAAUGGAAAGGGCUUAACAAGUCAAUAAAGAGGACUGCACCCAAGAUCAGAAUCCGAUGCUGGGUCUCUCCUACAAAAUGACUACCUGUUUCAUGUUUUUAAGACACUUUGCCAGGCGAUCUGUUGUGCCAUUUGUCCUUCAUAAGAAAGAAGUAGGUUUAUAUUUUACCAUUCUACACAAGCGCCUUUCUUCUAGAACACCUGUUUUGUUUUAUCCUAAUAAGGAGAAUGUCCCACCUAUUGAGAAGAUAGAUUUGGAUGAGUGGAAAAAUACAAUGAAAUCUAGUUUACCAGAGGAAAGAAGUAGUUUUACAACCUCAGAUGACACUAUAACAGCAACUAAUAAAGAGAAUGUCCCACCUAUUGAGAAGAUAGAUUUGGAUGAGUGGAAAAAUACAAUGAAAGCUAGUUUACCAGAGGAAAGAAGUAGUUUUACAACCUCAGAUGAUACUCUAACAGCAACUAGAGAGUGGAUUGAGAUGUGUAGACUACUUAACAAAGAAGUGCCAGAACAUAUUAGUGAUGAGGAUCUCAAAAUGAUUGCAGAAUGUCCCAGCAAAAAGUCCAAAAAGAAAAAGCUCAGAUAUUUAUAUAUCAAGGAAAUACGUAAAAAAGCUAAGAAAGAAAAAAAGGAAAGGAAAAGAGCAGAAAUGGAUGAAACUGAAAAGCAAAAACAACUUGGAAAUGCUGAAGAAUCUGAGAAUACAGAGCUAAAGAAUACUUUUCUCUUGCCACUUACGGAUAGAGCUUGGAGAACUGAAUGGGAUUGGAGAAAUGCCCAGGCAAUGAUGUUUGGCCAGCCUUUAGUUUUUGACAUGGCUUAUGAAAAUUUCAUGCCUGAAAGAGAUUUGAAGAACACUGUGUCCCAACUCUUAGAAAGUGAAGGAGCCAAUCGAAAAAACAUAGAUCCAUUCCAUAUACAUUUUUGCAAUCUCAAAGUCGAUGGUGCUUAUCACAAAGAAUUACUUCAUCGUUACAAAGAGAAAUGGGACCAGUUGCUUUUGACAACAACAGAAAAGUCUCAUGUAGAUAUAUUCCCAAGAGAAAGUCUUAUCUAUCUGACUGCUGAUUCUCCCAAUGUUAUGACUACUUUUAGACAUGACAAAAUUUAUAUAAUCGGAUCUUUUGUUGACAAGUGUUCACAACCCCGAAUAUCUUAUGCAAAUGCAAAACGACUGAAGUUAGCAAGUGAACGUCUUCCAUUGGAUCGAUAUCUUCAUUGGGAAGUUGGAAAUAAAAAUCUCACCUUAGACCAAAUGAUGCGUAUAUUAUUAAGUCUUAAGAAUACUGGUGAUUGGGAAGAAGCACUGAAGUUUGUUCCAAGGAGAAAGCAUAGUGGUUUUCAUAGUGUUUUCAUUAAUUCCAAGAAUUUUGUCGAGGGUUUACAAAAAGAUAAGUCAGAGAUUAAGAAAUCCUUUCGAAAAUUGUCUUCAAAUGCAAAGAGCUGGGAAACAUGGUGGAAGGAUGAGUAAUACAAUCUUAAAAUCAGUAUUAGAAUGUUUCAGUAAUUAUCGUUAACUUGAACUGUUGUAUUUUUCAUCAGAUUGCUGGUUGGGACUCCUGUUCAUCUCUAUUGCUUCCAUAUUACAAGUGUGUCAGUUAUUUACUAUAUAGUGCUCCAGUCUCCUGGAAGAGUGCUUUAGAGAGCCUGAGUCCCAAGGAAAACUGAACUACUGUCAAUUGUGCAGAACAAUAAAUUGUGACAUUUAUUAUUAAAUAAUUAAAUAAUCGUCUUUCAGAUGAUUUGAUUCCCACACUCAUUAGAUUUUUUGAUAAUUAUUUUGUAGAUUCUAUCAGCAAAUGUCAUUUCAACAAAUAGCAUUUUAUAAUUGAUUUUCAAGCUUAACGGUUGGUUAUCUUGUUUUGAUGUGUUAAAGCAAAAGGUGAUUAAGUGUUAGAUAAGUAGUACUUAUUCAAUAGAUUUUUUUUGAAUGAUGAAUAAAAUAUUUGAGUACAACAAAAAAAAUAUUGGAUGGAUCUUUGUAGGGCAGCAUGAUGGGAUUCUAUUUAUACUGAUUUUCUUUCAUUGAAAUAAAAU